CUUUCACUCUCUCUCUCCUCCUCCAGUACCCGGCGUGUUGCCCCCUCUCGGCAGCUCUGUCUUCUGCCUUCUGCUCCCCUGCAAGACGAGCUGGAUGUGCGGACACUUGCUGCGCUCUUCUUCAUGAUCAGGAGGGACCGAAGAAGUCGGGAGAAGGAGAAUCACUGGGAGGCACAUGGCUCGAUGACAUGAUGUUCCUACCCUUUUCCCCUCCCCCCUCCACCUUUCUCUUUCCUGUCUUCCUUCUACUCCUCCUUCUCCUCCCUCCGUCCCUCAUCUCCUCUCCCCUUUCCCACACCCCGUUGAGCUGGACUUCGCCACAUGACCCCUGUUACCACCCAGAUGGCCGUCCACGACACUGCCUGUCAGAGUUCAUCAACGCUGCCUAUGGGGUCCCGGUCAAUGCUAGCCACUCGCUACCAGGGCCUGACUAUGACAGCAACGUCACCACAUUGACUGACCUCCACAACCCCCACAAUCUCACCUGUUGGAUGGCUCAUACAGGUCCUGACACCGGGGACUGGGUCCUUACGCUACCACUGGGCCGUCGCUUUGAGAUCACCUACAUUAGUUUGCAAUUUUGCCACCAAGGAGAGCCAUCAGACCCCAUCUCCAUCUCCAUCCUCAAGUCAAUGGACUACGGGCGUACCUGGAGGCCAAUGCAACACUACUCAAGCAACUGCCUUGAGAACUUUAGGCUGCCCUCUCAGACCAUAGCCAAAACAAGACACCAAGAGACAGAGCCCCUCUGCUCAGACCCUCGGCCCCUGCAGAGACAGCGGGGUGGGAUGGUGUUGGCCUUCUCUACCCUGGACGGACGACCGUCAUCUCCUGACUUUGACUACAGCCCCACUCUUCAGGACUGGGUAACAGCCACAGACAUCCGUGUGGUCUUCCACCAGGUGUCCAAAGACACCAAGGUGGGCAACUUGGAUACGAUGGAAGAUGGAGGACAUGAUCUCAGAGGGACUGGUGUUCUGAGGUGGAGAUCAGGCUACAAGGGCCGCACUGGAGAUCAGGUUGAUAAGUUAAACACAGAUAAUACACUGGCAUUUUUUGACAGGGAGACAAAAAAAUCAGAAAGGAGGGGGAGGAACAAAGGAGAGAGGAUAGAUAAGCAGGGCAGGAAGGGUCACUAUAAAGGUACAGGUCAAGGCGAAGAUGGGCACAACGUGACCAGCAAGGAAGGGGGGGAUAGUUUAAGUAUGGACACACUUGCUUCUCCAAAAAAAGGUGGGAAAGGCAGAGGGCGUGGUCGCAAGAAGGACAACAAUCAUUGGCUGCCUUGCCCCAAUGGAGGCUGCAAUUGGUCAGUUGAGGGGCAGAGCAGGAGCAACAGAGGGCGGGAAUUGAGGAAGAGGAGGAACAAUAAUCUCAACACGAGACAAAGUGUCCGGAAUCUGCAGGUGGCACAACCACCUGCUUUUAUGUCUCUUAUGCGAGCCCCGCUCGCCCUCUCCGACCUGCAGGUUGGAGGCAGGUGCAAAUGCAAUGGACAUGCUUCCAGGUGUCGCCGUGACGACGCAGGCCAUGCAGUGUGCGUGUGUGAGCAUCACACAGCAGGGCCGGACUGUGAUGUGUGUGAGGAUUUCUACUUUGACAGACCAUGGCAUCGAGCUACACCCACUCAUCCAAACCCCUGUGUUGCUUGCGAGUGUAACGGCCAUUCAAACAAAUGCCGCUUCAGCAUGGAGGUGUUUCAGCAGUCGGGCAGGCGCAGUGGAGGUGUGUGCCAGAAGUGUCGCCACCACACGGCCGGUCGCCACUGCCAGUACUGCCAGAAUGGAUACACCCGCGACCACAGCAAGGCACUCAACCACCGCAAGGCCUGCCAGCCGUGUCAGUGCCAUCCUCUGGGAGCGGUGGGUCGCUGGUGUAACCAGACAUCGGGUCAGUGUUUGUGUCGAGAUGGAGUGACUGGCCUCAGGUGUAACCGCUGUGCCCCGGGAUACAAACAGGGAAGGUCACCUCUGCGACCGUGCAUACGGAUUCAAGAGGUUGCUCCGACACCGGUCUACCAGCCUCAGUACAGCAUAGCGGAGGAGUGUGUUUCUUACUGCCAGCCCUCUCAGGUUAAAGUCAGGAUGAACUUGGAGACCUAUUGUCUCAAGGACUACGUGCUGAAGGUGCAGGUCAAAGGGAUGGAGCGCUCAGGUCCCUGGUGGCAGUUCUCCAUCUCCGUCCAAACCGUAUUCCGCAUAGGGUCUACCUCCCGCGUCCGCAGGGGCCCCCAGUCCCUCUGGGUCCCCGACCGCGACCUCGGCUGCGGAUGCCCCGCCCUCCACGUAGGCCGGACGUUCCUCCUGAUUGGAGCGGAGGAAGGGGAGCGGGGCUGGGGUCCGGAGGAGAGUCGCCUGGUGGCGGACCGCUCCACUCUGGCCCUCCAGUGGCGGGAACACUGGAGCCCCAAGCUCAGGGGCUUCCGGGGGCAGGACAAGAGGGGACGCUGCCCCCCGAAAUCCCCGACCAACCACCGGCACCACAAGGAGCACACAAGGCCCCAGUCUGGGUACAUCCCCCCUCACCUGCUGACUGAGAAAGAGCCUCACGGUGGGAACGCACACUCUGGGAAAGUGGACGAGACUAAAACCACGACGGUGUCGCACACACUCUCUCACACAGACAGUGAAGUUAAACCCACUGAGGCGACCCCGGCUGCUUUAUCCACACCUGCUCUGGUGUGUUCAACUCCAAACCCUGAGUAAAAAACCACAAGAAGACGUUAAAAAAAAAAAGAACAUUUUAUCCCCCAUCUUUCAGGACAAUCAAACAACAACAACUACAAGGAGUUUUUUUUAAACUUUUCUGAAGAUUUCAAGAGAAGCAAGAAUGGAAUAGUCUCCCGAGUCAGAAGAAACCUCAGCACACACACACACACACACACACACACCUGUUUCCUCUUGUAACUGUUUGUGCUUUUUAGAGAUCAACUGUCGUGCGGCAACGUCAAACAGCAAAACUCACCGAUGAUGAAAAUAUUCCACCGAGACAAGAUGGUGCUGUGUGAAAUACAAAUAUCAGAAUUUGAAUAUUUUCUACUAUUUUUGAAAAUUAAAGUCUGAAUGAACUCGACUCGAACUGAA
Molecule: messenger RNA, 3083 nt
Organism: Stegastes partitus (bicolor damselfish)
Lineage: Eukaryota; Metazoa; Chordata; Actinopteri; Pomacentridae
Gene: ntn5
Product: netrin 5
Exons: 7
Coding region: 189-2705 (838 amino acids)
Biological process (GO): motor neuron axon guidance; tissue development; animal organ morphogenesis
Cellular component (GO): basement membrane
Molecular function (GO): protein binding
Source: RefSeq, a predicted model, not a curated record